AGGACAUACGGCCUACAACGGCUAGACAUGGACUAAAACAGAAACUUGACAGGUGAUUUGAAAAGAAAAAAAAAAAAAGAAAUGGAACGAGGACGAACGUGACUGGCAGCAGUAGAUUAUUUUCAAUGCCUUCCUAAAAGACGAAAAGGAACGAACCGAUCGUUCAAUGACCGAGAACUAUGUAUGCUUAACAAAAGGAUAACGUUUAACAUUAAUAUAUGAAGCUUUGUUAACCGACUUCAAAAAAGGAGGAUGCUCUCAAUUCGACUGUAUGUUUUUUUAUGUUUGUUACCUAUAACUUUUGACUGGAUGAAUCGAUUUUGAUGAUUCUUAUCUUAUUCGAAAGCUGACGCUUCCCGUGUGGUCCCAUUUCAAAAUUCUGAUAAUGGUAUCCAUGAGAAAACCAUAUAAGUCUUAAAUUUGAAUUAAGUAUGUGCGCGACAAAUAGAUGAAUAACUUAGUAACUCAAUAUGACACCAACCGAUUUCGAUAAUUAUUGUUUUUAGUGGUAUAUUAAUUUGUUUUGGAAUAUCUUUUUUCUUCUAUUUUUAAAGCAGCUUUUGUUAAAGCAUGUCUGUUCAUAAUUAUUAUUUAAUUAUUUCUUUGUUGCCCGGGAAACCUUACGACCUGCAUAAACAUUCGAAUAACUAUGCCGAUGACAUCGACCGAUAAAUCGUGUAGGCAACGUUCUCUUUGUCUACUAUUGACGUUUUAUUUAAAAACGUCAAAUUUUAUAUCAAAUAUGAAUAAAGAAUAAAAAAAUAAACAAAUACAUUUUUGUAUUAUGCAAUGGAAAAGAAACUGUGUGAACCGUGUAAAGAGCCGAUUGUUGAUAAGCUGCCGCCGUGCCCUCUGAUGUGCAAAUCACCGAAAUGCAAAGCGUACAUGGCACCCAUAGAUACAUCGAAAAAGUCAAUCGUGUGGGUCCUGGGAGGUCCCGGAUCAGGAAAGGGAACACAAUGCGACAAGAUCGUCGCCAAAUACGGGUUCACUCACCUCUCGACUGGAGACCUGCUCAGGGCUGAAGUCAAAAGCGGCUCGGAGAGGGCGAAAUGCCUUACCGCUAUUAUGGAAAGAGGCGAGCUUGUCCCUAAUGAAAUCGUCCUGGAUCUGCUAAAAGAAGCGAUCCUGGCCCGCGCUGAAGAAUCCAAAGGCUUCCUCAUCGACGGCUACCCUCGCGAGAAGUCACAGGGUAUCGCUUUUGAAGAGAACAUCGCUCCUGUUUCGGUAAUAAUAUACUUCGAGGCCUCCUCGGAGACGCUGACGCAGCGCCUGCUGGGCCGCGCCGCCAGCUCCGGCCGUGCCGAUGACAACGAGGAGACCAUCAAGCUCAGGCUGAAGACCUUCCUGGACAACAACGACCUCGUACUGGCUCAAUACCCGGACAAACUCAGGAGGGUCAGUUCACAUUCUACUUUAUUCGGACGACUUUCUAACUUCCAACUGGCUGUGUGUAGCCUAGCACCUCCCAGCUCUUCCCGUGGAUAUCAUAAGGCAACUAAGUGAUUGACAGAAGAUUGGGCAGCAGCGUACUGCAAUAGGUAACAGGUACUGGUAGGAAACUAACAGAACAUAGGUUUUGUUCAUUAUCAAAGACUGAUCCAAAGCAGUAAUGAGCUGCUCUUUAAAGGCCUGAGAUAACCUAUAUAAAGAUGCAACCUAAAUUCUUACGAUAGACGGUAGCGUUGUGCUGCCCGUGGGCUCCACUUCUAAGCGCAAGGUCUACCGUCACCCCGCGCGCGAUCAUUUAAUUGCAUUACAUUACCUGUUUUUAUUUUCUUGUUACAUACUUCUUGAGUAAUAAAGCGUCGUGUAAUAAAUAUCAAACCCGCAAAAUUAAAUUAUAUUAAUUCGCGUAAUGACUGGUGGUAGGACCUCAUGCGAGACCGCACGGGUAGGUACCACCACCCCGCCUAUUUCUGCCGUGAAGCAGUAAUGGGUUUCGGUUUGAAGGUCGGGGCAGCCGUUGUACUGUUAAAAGUGAGAUUUUAUAACUCAUAUCUCAAGGUGGGUGGCGGCAUUUAGCUUUUAGAUGUUUAUGUGCUCCGGUAACCACUUAACACCAGGUGCACCGUGAGCUCGUCCACCCAUCUAAAGCAAUAGGAAGGCACGGAAGCCAAGCAUGAUGCAGUUGUUCCUACAAUCGUCGUCUACUAUAAUACAACUGUUUCCCGACAGAUAAACGCGGAACGUCCUGUGGAUGAGAUCUUCGCGGAGGUACAGUCGAUCCUGGACCCGCUGGUCGCGUGAGCCGCGCCCGCGAGCCCUGCUUGAACCACUCAACGAAAUGUACAAAAACUUAAUUAUAUAAUAAUAAACUGUUGAUUUUAUUUUUUAAAUAAA
Molecule: messenger RNA, 2343 nt
Organism: Bombyx mori (domestic silkworm)
Lineage: Eukaryota; Metazoa; Arthropoda; Insecta; Lepidoptera; Bombycidae
Gene: Ak1
Product: adenylate kinase isoenzyme 1
Exons: 4
Coding region: 790-1506 (238 amino acids)
Biological process (GO): nucleobase-containing compound metabolic process
Cellular component (GO): cytoplasm
Molecular function (GO): nucleoside diphosphate kinase activity; ATP binding; AMP kinase activity
Source: RefSeq, a predicted model, not a curated record